This is a messenger RNA of Lotus japonicus, 2558 nucleotides long. Its product is annotated as AP2-like ethylene-responsive transcription factor BBM2. The record is from RefSeq and is a predicted model, not a curated record. NCBI's taxonomy places the organism in Eukaryota, Viridiplantae, Streptophyta, Magnoliopsida, Fabales, Fabaceae. The coding region runs from base 201 to 2273 and encodes 690 amino acids. Gene Ontology annotation, biological process: regulation of DNA-templated transcription. The transcript has 9 exons. Gene Ontology annotation, molecular function: DNA-binding transcription factor activity; DNA binding.
UUGAGCUCUUCAAGAAUUUGACCUUUCUUCUUCUUCCUUCUUUCUCUCUGCCCUUCUCUCACAACCUUUGCUGCCUCUAUAACAUGCGCACACUUCUCCUUCUAUUUUCCCCUUUUCCAACUCCUAUAUAUUCUCUACCUUGAAGGCUUAGUGAGAUCUUUCUGAUUCUCUCACUAGCUUGCUAGCUACCACACAUAUACAUGGCUUCUAUGAACUUGUUGGGUUUCUCUCUCUCCCCUCAAGAACAUCCUUCUACCCAAGAUCAAACGGUGGUGGCUUCUCGCUUUGGUUUCAACCCUCAUGAUCAUGGAAUCUCAGAUGUUCAACGAGACUGCUUUGAUCUCCCUUCUGACUCUUCAACUCACUCAUUCAACCAGCUUCCUCCUUUUGCCUUAUAUCAAGAAGAACCAUUUCACAGAAAUACUAACAUCAACACCACUCAAGAUUGGAAGGAGAACUACAACAAUCCAAGCUUGCUAUUGGGAACUUCAUGCAAUAACCAAAAUGUGAACAACAACCACCACAACCAGCAGCAACAGCCAAAGCUUGAAAAUUUCUUAGGAAGACACUCUUUUGGUGAUCAUGACCAAACUUAUGGUGGCAACUCAGCCUCCGCUGAUUACAUGUUUCCAAACUGCUCCUUACAGCUUCCGGCUGAAUCUCAAACUCAGCCGGAAGCUGCUGGUGCAAUUGGCGGUGGGACAUCAGACUCACACUUGCAUUCCAAUGGCGCUAGCAACUCCAUCGGCUUGUCCAUGAUAAAGUCAUGGCUGAGGAACCAACCGCUACAAUCAGACAACAACAUCAACACCGACAGCAACAAUAAUGAAAAUGGUGGCAGUGGUGCCACACGUGUGCAAAGUCUAUCCCUUUCUAUGAGUACUGGCUCACAGUCAAGUUCAUCACUUCCUCUUCUAACGGCGAAUGUGAGUGGAGAGAGUUCCUCAUCGGAGAACAAACAACCACCGGCAACCACGGUGGCGGUGCUGGAUAGCACCCAAACCGUGCCAGCUGCUGAAACUGUGCAGAGAAAGUCCAUUGAUACCUUUGGACAAAGGACUUCCAUCUACCGUGGUGUAACAAGGCAUAGGUGGACGGGGAGAUAUGAAGCUCAUCUAUGGGAUAAUAGUUGUAGAAGAGAGGGUCAGACUCGCAAAGGAAGACAAGUUUACUUGGGAGGUUAUGACAAAGAAGAAAAGGCAGCAAGAUCCUACGAUUUGGCAGCACUAAAAUACUGGGGAACAACCACUACUACAAAUUUCCCAAUUAGCCAUUAUGAAAAAGAGUUGGAAGAAAUGAAGCACAUGACCAGGCAAGAGUACGUCGCUUCAUUGAGAAGGAAGAGUAGUGGCUUUUCUCGCGGUGCAUCCAUUUAUCGAGGAGUGACAAGGCAUCAUCAACAUGGAAGAUGGCAAGCGAGGAUUGGAAGAGUUGCAGGCAACAAAGACCUCUACCUCGGAACUUUCAGCACUCAAGAAGAGGCAGCAGAAGCAUAUGAUGUAGCAGCCAUCAAAUUCAGAGGCCUAAGUGCAGUCACAAACUUUGAUAUGAGCAGAUAUGAUGUGAAGAGCAUCCUUGAUAGCAGCACAUUACCCAUUGGUGGUGCUGCCAAGCGUUUGAAGGAAAUUGAUCAGCAAGUUGAACAACAACAACAACAACAACAACAACAACAAUUGAGUGUAGUGCAAUCAACUGAUCAUGGAAUCAUGAGUUUGAGUGAUGGAAUCAACAUUAACAACUAUCAACAACAUGGUUGGCUUAAUAAUGCUCUCUCAUUCCAACAACCUCAACCUUGUGCUUCCAUCCACUACCCUUAUGGACAAAAGCUUUGGUGCAAGCAAGAACAAGAUUCUGAUCAUCAUGUCUCUCACACUUUUCAAGAUACUCACAAUUUCUUUCAGUCAAAUUCUGGUUUGCAAAGUUUCAUGAGCUUGGAUAAUUCUGCUUCAAUGGAUAAUAGUUCAGGAUCUUAUGGAGGGGAUCAACGUAAUGGUUAUGGUGGUGGUGGGGGCUAUAUGAUUCCCAUGGGAACAACUAGUACUACUAGUGUUAUUGGAAUUGAUGAUGUUGACCAAAGUCAAAGAAGCAAUGGUUUUGGUGAAAGUUAUGAAAGUGUUUAUGGAACUUCUACUACUGAUCCUUAUCAUGCAAUACAUGCAAGGAACUUGUACUAUCAACAACAACAAACAUGUGUUGAUCAAGCCCCCACUUGGGUUCCAACUGCAAUUCCAGCAAGGCCUACCAAUAUGGUUCUCUACCAAUAUGAUCAAUAGUUUAUUGGGGUGGUCAAGGAAGGUGUGAACAAUGAUGCAUGCAUUACUGACUCUUUCUUCAAGAUAUAUAGAGUUUUUUUUUUUCGAAGUUUGGGGCAAUUCUAACAGGGUUUAAUCUAGUGAUCUCAAGUUUAGCAUAGCAGACACAACAUGCUGUGAAUUUUGGGAAUUAUUAACUUUGAGAAUGUAGAUUGAUCAUUGGGAUUAAGUUUUAUCUAAUUUUAUUAUGUCACCAUGCUUUGUAAUUUUUGGAAUAAUCAUAUACAAAGGAUGGAGUUUUAAUUA